Molecule: messenger RNA, 998 nt
Organism: Paramecium octaurelia
Lineage: Eukaryota; Ciliophora; Oligohymenophorea; Peniculida; Parameciidae
Source: the annotation of a GenBank genome assembly
AAUAAUGAAUGUCCUACUCAAAGGUAUGAAAUAAUUAAGUUACCGCCCUUCAUUUCAAUAUUGGCUUAGUGCUCAUCCAACUACCAAAAGCAUAUCCUAAUUGAGUCCAAGAUAAUUAUUAGACACAGCCUUAAUUAAAAGAAUCUGUCAAAAGCAAAUCCCAAAACAUACUAUUAUGAGUCAAUUUUGUCUUUGGCAUGGCAAAUAACCAAAAUCAGGAAACCAGACUUGUUUUUCAGAAAAAAAGUGAGCAUAUUCCAUUCAUAAAUAGAACUCGACGAUCUUGGAUGCCGAAUGUUCAAAAAUAAACUUAUGAAUCCUUAAUUUUAGGGAGAAGAAUACAUGUUAAAGUUACUGCAAAGACAAUGAAAUGUAUUCGAAAGGCUGGCAGUUUUGAUAAUUACAUUUUAUUGACGAAACCCUAAGAUUUAGAUUCUAUUUAUGGUGAAUAUUUAAGAAAAUUGAUGCUUACUAAAAUUAAUGACCCCUCUUUUGAGGUUAAUAUUUUACUAAAUAUUUAGAUACCACACGUUUUAAAAGCUAGGCCUCACAAAUACUCAAGAAGAGCUCAAAGAUUCAGCAGAAGACCUGCAGUUGUAUGGCAUCCACCUGAAAUCAGACAUAAAGAUUUGACAUUUUUGAAAAUAAGAACACCCAAUGAAAUGAAUCCUGAAGAAUUAAGAAAAUUGAGAGAAUAUGACUCUUUGAAAGAUAAGGUAGAUACCAUUAAAUUUCUUAGUUUGAAGAUACUAAUGAUGUUAUGCAUCCAGUUUUAAAUGAAAAGUUCUUUUAGGAUGAAAAAGAAUGGCCUGAAUUUGCAAAAGUCGAAGGAGAGAAAGCUUUGGCUGAAUUUUUAAAGAAGAAAGAUAAGGAGAAAAUCAGACUUACAUUAAAAGCAGUUGAAGAAGGAUAAAGAGAUGUUGAUAAAGCAUUGGGGAAUAUUUGAUUGUCAAUUUGAUAUAGCAAUUAUAAUAAAAGACAUUAAAAGUAAUUUAUUG